Messenger RNA from Saprolegnia diclina VS20, 1362 nucleotides. RefSeq lists its product as hypothetical. The record is from RefSeq and is a predicted model, not a curated record. NCBI's taxonomy places the organism in Eukaryota, Oomycota, Saprolegniomycetes, Saprolegniales, Saprolegniaceae. Bases 42 to 1223 code for a protein of 393 amino acids. The transcript is spliced from 3 exons.
GGAAGGUCCAGUUCCACGGUAGUAGACAGCGAACGUACACGAUGAUGGAGCUCGACGACGCAGCCUGCAUGGACCUCCUCUGCGACUUUGUGCUGUGCCCGACCUUUGGCAGCAGUGAAAGCACCGGCGACGACGACGAGAGCCAUGCGCAGCCACCGGCCAAGCGCCCGCGGAAGCGCGAGGCGCAUCACAUUGCGGCGCUUCGAUCGACGGUCGCGGACCUCGUGGCACAGCGCGACGCGCUCCAGGCACGCAAGCAACGCGCGACGCAGUCGCCAUGGGAGGCCACAUCCCGGCGCCAAGCGGCGGCGCGCUUCGCGGUCGAGCAAGAGCACGCGCAGCUCACCCGGGCGGUCGCGUCCCAAGCCCGGCUCCUCGAGUCGCUGCAAACCGUCUUGGCACGGCCACAGUUGGUCGACAUGCCCAUCUUGGCGCCGCGGCUUCUGGACGCGCCAUCGUCGCUGCGGCGCGCGACCGCCGAAGCGCUGGUCCACGCCGAGUACGGCCGCCUCGAGAGCAUUGUGCUCGCCUCCAAGAUUCAUCACGCGACGUCCCGGGUGCAAAACACGAGCAUUACGUACGAUGAGAGCGCACACGCGAUCCGCGUCGACUGCACCAUGGCGCAGAUGCACAACUUGACCGUCGACCAGUGCGCACUGGCCAUCUGGAAAUACUACAACAAUCUGGUGCCGAUUGAAGUCAAGGACACGUCAUUUGUGGUGCUGGAAGAGUGGGAUGCCAACUUGUCGUACGGCCGCCUCAUCAUGGAGACACCUGGCGUCGAGAUCCACUGCCACGUCGUGCAAAAGCGGUUUAUCGAGCCGAACCGCGUGGUCAUUUGCUCGGCGACGAUCGCCCAUGAUGAAAAGUAUCCGUACGACCCCGACGCCUACGUCCUCCACGAAAGCACUUGGAUUGCGAUCGAAACCGGGAGCAAGCCCAACAUGGCGCGGGUCUACUACUGCGGACAGGGUUCGGUGCCGUGUGCGCCAAAGCCGACGCCGACCAUGCCGUACGAAUCGCUCGCGAAAUCGCUGUCUACAUGUUACAAUGCGCAUUUGGACGCUGUCAAGCUUGUCAACGUACCCAUCACGCCGUCGACGCAGCCGUCACAGAAAAAUUUGACGGGUCAUGUGGAGAAUUUGCAGCAGCAAAUCAACGGACUCCAGUCGAUCGUGCUGCAACAACAAAAGAUGCUCCAGGCCAUGAUGCUGUCGCGGUAGCGCCAACCGAUCGACGCGGCGUGGAAUACGUAGCCCCUUGGUCCGAAAUGAGCCUUUUUCAAAAUAUACAACAUAGUUCAUCUGCAAGACAACGGAUGACGACGAUGAACGAUCGGUUCACUUUGCGUUUUGUCUCGAA